AAAACAUCAUAUUUCUUUUCCUUUUUCUAGGUUUAUCUUGGAUCUGAUACAAUAGCAGAUUUCAGCUAUGCAGACAAUUAAGUGUGUAGUUGUUGGAGAUGGUGCUGUUGGUAAAACAUGUCUUCUAAUUUCCUACACAACAAACAAAUUUCCAUCGGAAUACGUACCUACGGUAUUUGAUAACUAUGCUGUAACGGUGAUGAUUGGUGGCGAGCCAUAUACUUUAGGCUUGUUUGAUACAGCAGGGCAGGAAGAUUAUGACAGAUUACGGCCCCUCAGCUAUCCACAGACAGAUGUGUUUCUGGUCUGUUUCUCAGUGGUCUCGCCAUCUUCAUUUGAAAAUGUGAAAGAAAAGUGGGUACCUGAAAUCACUCAUCAUUGUCCAAAGACUCCUUUUUUGCUUGUUGGGACCCAAAUUGAUCUCAGAGAUGACCCUUCAACAAUUGAGAAACUUGCCAAGAAUAAGCAGAAGCCUAUUACUCCUGAGACUGCUGAAAAACUGGCACGGGACUUGAAGGCUGUCAAAUACGUGGAAUGCUCUGCACUCACACAGAAAGGCCUAAAGAAUGUAUUUGACGAGGCGAUAUUGGCUGCCCUGGAGCCUCCGGAGCCGAAGAAGAGCCGCAGGUGUGUGCUGCUAUGAACAUCCCUUCACGGCCCCUUCUGCAAAGCUGGUGUUGAUGUCAUACUAAAAGCAAUGUUGAAAUCAAAUUAAAGAUUCAGAUUUUCCAAUUGGUUUUUUUUUUUUGCAAUAAUGACAAAUGCCGUGCACCCUGUUCCCAUACCCUUCCUAUGUGAGAUGGAAAUGUUAGUGCUCUUCUCCAGUGCCCUUCGGGUAGACUAAUUUUUUUUUAAAAGAAAUAAUGUAUUUCAACAAACACUGAUCAGUACUAGUCUUUUUGUUUACUGUUUAAACUUCUGUUUUUUAAAAAAAUUCAGGCAUGCUUGUGGUGAUUCCCCCCUCCCUCUAAGACUAAUUCUAGGCUCUGGCCAUUAGGCUCUUAUCCCAUCAAGUGAGGCUGGUACAACUUGGAUUCUGUGGCCAGCUUGCAGUCUUGGGGGUGAGCAGGUUUCAGUCCUUGGAUCGUUUUUCUGAAAGCUAAAGCAUCCCCAACUGGUGCUCUUUUUGAAGAGGAGUGUAUUACAUCCUUCUAAUCUGCAUCUCCUCUACAGUUGCCUUGGAUCUGUUUCCCUUUUAUUUUCUCUGAGCAGGUCAGAAAUUCCGAUCUUGCCCUUUAAGACAUAAAAGUGUAGAUGGGCCCUUUGCUCAUGAAUUCAGCCAAAAGCUUUUGUGUGUGUGUGUUUUUUAAAAAAAGCCCAACUUUGCCAAUUGCUCACUUUUUGUGGUUAGUUUUCAAAACUUGACACUGUUAGGCGUUAAUGAAGAGGGGAGAACUUCAUCUUUUAAACAAAUCCAACAGACUGAGUUGACUUAACUAGCCGCUCUUUUGGCAAGCACAGGCUUCUGAUUCUCAGCAGCAGAACUGCUGCGUUGAAACCCACCUACAUGGCCUUUGCAUCCUGCAAUGGUGAUUUGAAGCUAACAAGCUGACCGUGACUCCAGGCGGUUCAGCAUUAACCUUGGAUGGAGGAGGAGGAGGGGAAUGAGACAUGCCUCAUCAGGAAAAACCAUGGAGGGGAAGGACAGUCAAUCUGGCACCUUGGGGACCAGUUGAGGAAGUACCCUAAAAGUGCAUUGUGCAUCAGUAGCUCUGGAUGCCCAGAUGGUUGUUCAGUAUAAUAGAUAUCAUACGAGGAUCUCUUGACUCCAGUGUUAAUAAGGACCUUACCAGAACUAUACUCCGGCUUAAUACUUCUCAAUCUUCCCAGACUCUAAUUCUUGUAGACUCGUUAGUGUUGAACUGAUGCUUUUUCCAUGUCCUAAGUUCUUUGUAUAUGCAUUUUUUUUCCAGAUGUAUUAAACAUAAAGUAUCUUCACAA
This is a messenger RNA of Heteronotia binoei (common prickly gecko), 1941 nucleotides long. It is a transcript of the gene CDC42, whose product is annotated as cell division cycle 42. The transcript is spliced from 5 exons. Bases 68 to 643 code for a protein of 191 amino acids. Lineage: Eukaryota; Metazoa; Chordata; Lepidosauria; Squamata; Gekkonidae. Gene Ontology annotation, molecular function: GTP binding; GTPase activity. Gene Ontology annotation, cellular component: dendritic spine. Gene Ontology annotation, biological process: small GTPase-mediated signal transduction; modification of synaptic structure. The record is from RefSeq and is a predicted model, not a curated record.